Molecule: messenger RNA, 666 nt
Organism: Amborella trichopoda
Lineage: Eukaryota; Viridiplantae; Streptophyta; Magnoliopsida; Amborellales; Amborellaceae
Source: RefSeq, a predicted model, not a curated record
AUGGCUAUAGAGAGAGAGAGAUGGCUAGAUUCAUUAGCUCUCUCCUCCUUAUCAUCGUGUGUCGCCCGAGGUGAUGACCGCCUCGAGAGCAAGCUCAUGUGUAGCCGGUGCUCGGCUUGCGGUGUGUCUCGAUGUCCUGUGAGCGAGUCUUUCCCUCACAUGACUGCCUUCGACGACUCGCUUAUCGCUGGACCGCUUCAAUCUGAUUUUGUGCCAAAAAAUGAUCGACGAGUCUACGCCGUGCCGGAUUCUAAGGGCGGAGCCUCUAAUCAUAACUCUUACUUCGGAUGGAAGUCCACCUCUGGCUCAGCCUCUGGCUUCCACAGGUUUGAGAACUACAUGGACAAGUACUCAGGUGGCCAAAGCUUCCUGACAGUGGACAGCAAUGGCAACGUGGGUUUGAGAGGACUGAGUUCCCUCACCUCCAUGGCCCAAGCAGACUGGAAAUCCAUUAACCCACCUCCCAAGCUCAACCACAGGGAAUUUUGCUUUUGGUUCUCUAGAAGCACAGGCAAGUGCUUGACUGUGUUUCAAGAGGGCAACAAGCAAAAGAGGACAGUGGGUGUAUCAGACUGCAAGUUUGAUGGCUCCAACCCAUUUCAGCUCUUUGCUUUUCGAUUCCAUUACCACAAGUCCUUUUGUUGCUGUGGUCUCUAUAACAAUUGA